AUGGGUGAAAGAUUCAGUGGUUCAUUCAACAAUUUAUUUGGUUCUCCAAAUACAGAGGGAAAUUCAAGCUCUCAAAAUUCUCAAUUGUAUUCUCUUCCCAAUCUUCAUCUGUCGCAAUUUGCUUAUGCAACUCAAUUUUCACAAAAUACUCCCACUUGUUCAAAUUUUGUUCCUCAUGCUCCAUUUUUCAUGUUUCCAUCUGAUUAUGCUUCAAUAGGUGGCCAGUUUAUGAUGCAACCUCCUUCUCAAGUGAGUCUGGGAGGAUCUGGAUCCGAUAGAGAGCUCCCAACACCAAUUUCAAUGCUACGCUCUCAAUUUCCACCACAUUCGACGGCACCUGGGAUAGAAAAUAUUAACAUCGAGGAUAAUGAGGAGGAUGACAAAGAAAUGAAUGCCUCUUGUAAUAGAGCUAAGGUGAUGUGGUCAACCGCCGAGAAGAAAUGUCUUGCAAGAGCUUGGGGAACUAUUACCAAUGACCCAAAAGUUGGUAAUGCACAAAAGAAUAAGCAUUUUUGGCAACGUACCUCCACGUACUAUAAUGAUAAUCGGCCUACGGGUACGACAGCAAGAGAAUGGACAUCGAUAAAGUCACAUUACUAUCGAGUUAUGCCUGAUAUUGGUAAGUUCUCAGGAUGGUACAAUAAUUUCUUCAACAAUAGAGCUAGUGGUGAAAGUGACGCUAAUGUUGUAGCCGCUACACAUGAUAUGUGGAAAAAGGUACACAAGAAUAAGACUUUCAAGUAUGAACACGUAUGGAAGAUUAUAACAGAGUGCGAGAAAUGA
Messenger RNA from Zingiber officinale, 783 nucleotides. Its product is annotated as glutathione S-transferase T3-like. The transcript has 2 exons. The record is from RefSeq and is a predicted model, not a curated record. The coding region runs from base 1 to 783 and encodes 260 amino acids. Lineage: Eukaryota; Viridiplantae; Streptophyta; Magnoliopsida; Zingiberales; Zingiberaceae.